Molecule: messenger RNA, 2244 nt
Organism: Beauveria bassiana ARSEF 2860
Lineage: Eukaryota; Fungi; Ascomycota; Sordariomycetes; Hypocreales; Cordycipitaceae
Product: Pfs, NACHT and Ankyrin domain protein
Exons: 3
Coding region: 1-2244 (747 amino acids)
Biological process (GO): nucleoside metabolic process
Molecular function (GO): catalytic activity
Source: RefSeq, a predicted model, not a curated record
AUGGAACAAAGACCGCCCCUGCAUGGAGAACAAGACUCCAGUCUACCCCUUUUGCCUAUUCAGAGGCUGCCAGAAGCUUCGAACGGUCGGAGGGGCCAUGCGCGCCGGGACCAACGACGACGCGAAGAGUGUACAAUCGCCUGGGUAUGCGCUCUGAACGUUGAGUUUGAGGCGUCUCUUUACAUGUUGGACGAUCAGUACAAGCUGCCAUCUAUUGCCGACGACGAAAACGCAUACAUGUUGGGCAGCAUUGGCAAGCACAAAGUGGUCAUGACGUGCUUGGCUGGGCAGAAUGGGACAAACAGAGCGGCUGUUGUCGUAACGAAUCUGAGGCGAAGCUUUAAAGGUAUCCAUACGAUCUUUGUGGUUGGCAUCGGCGGUGGUGCACCCAGUAUGGAUGAUGAUAUACGCUUGGGUGAUGUUGUCGUCGGCACGAGUGUGAUACAGUAUGACAAGGGCAAGGUCAUCACAUACGAGCGGUUUGAGUCGACCGCCGCCGGGAAACAUCUCAUAGGGCGGCUAGCCUUUGCCGUAUCCUUUUUUCAGUCCAAGCAAGAUGCAAAUAGGUGCGGCGAGGAGAUGACAAAUCUCUUGAAAAGUCGACUCGGAAACCUCCCGGGGCGGUUUGCGCGCCCAAACCGCCCCGAUUACCUCUUCUGUGCGUCCUACGAUCAUUCCUCCCAGGACACGCCACCGAAACCUUGCAACGAAUGUGACCUGGACAGGCUGCUGUCACGAGCCCCUCGGUCCCUCAAUCUACCCAGCAUCUUCUAUGGAUGCAUCGCUUCGGGUAAUGGCGUCAUCAAAAACGCCAGAAAACGAGACGAACUGUCUGCAAAACACAAGGCUCUAUGUUUUGAGAUGGAAGCAGCUGGGGUAAUGGACUUUCCACAGUGCCUUGUCGUUCGAGGCAUUAGCGACUACGCAGAUUCACACAAGAACGACGAUUGGCAUGGGUAUGCUGCUGCGGUUGCCGCUGCAUACACGAGGCUAUUUCUAGAAGAUAUGCAUCCCGAGCCUGGACGUCAAACCACGUUUGAGCUCCGACUUGACUUCAAGUCGUGGAUUCAAUACGCGCUUCAGAUGUGGUUGCGUUCCCCAAAAAUCCUUGUCACUGUGCCAAUUGUAUCGAAGCUCUUGGCCGAAACGACCGCAGCUCUAAAACGUCAAAACGCCAUUCUACCUCAAAUUCUAAGCAAUGCGCACCUCGACGGCCAAACAUACCUUGUAGCCAGGAGAAACGAUGGACAGCUCUGGUUUACAACAAAGGAAGGUGGCUUAUGGACGCAUAGGUGGACCAGCACUCAGCAACACGCAAAGAGUCAGCCAACUUGUCUCACUUGGGGAAACCCAAAGAGACUAGGAGUAUUUUACAUUAGAGACGACAAAACGGUCAUGACGAACUCGCUUUUGAAUGGCACUUGGGGGGACUGGGAAACUCUCGGGGCCAAGGCGAGCAGCACGGCUGUUCUCUGCCUUGAAGAGCAGAACGCCGCAGUCCAUAUCUGGAUUCGCGAGGAUACCCGGGCGAAGCUCAUACAGCACAAUUAUUGGGAGAAUAGUCGCAACGAUUGGCAUACCGUGACGCCUAGCUGGGAGCCGGGCAUUAACGGGGUAGAAGCCAAAGAAGCCCACAGCGCGCCGGCUGUGGCAUGCCGCAACAGCACCACGACCAACGAUGUCAUUAUAUAUGACAAGCUUGGCUCCCCGUACCACAGGCAGUGGCUCAACAGCCGCAAUCGAUGGGGGCCCUGGAAUUCCCUUGGCGGAUUUUACGUCGGCAAUCCCGUUUUGGUGUCUUCAGCAGACGACCGUCUCGACUUUUUUGGCGUGUCUAAAAGUAGCAAGAGUUUGGUUCACACAUCCUGGACCAUUGCAUCUGGGUAUAGCGACUCGCGUAACUUGAACGGCUCGUGGAAAAGUGUGCCAUCAGUUGCCAUGACGGCAAGCGACCGUCUAGACGUCUUCAUCCUAAGUAAGAACGGGACGAUCCAUCAUCGGGCUCUGCUUGGGUCGACAUGGACUUCUGGAUGGUCCGAUUUGAACAUUUCGGCAACGAGCGCGCCGCUGGCCACUCGUCUCGGAAAUAGCACGCCGCCACAAAUCAUGCUUCAAGUGGUAGCGGCUGGUGGCGUCGUGAUAAGCUCGGAAUGGGAAGCGACAAGUGAUGGUGGUUUGAAGAAUACUGUUCCCAUCACUCAAAUUGGUGAUGGUUUGAGCGACGAUUGGUUGGAAGUCGACUGA